AUGCAGCAGGAACUAUUGCUCCUGACACGGCGUGUGGCGCAGCUGGAGAGCACCGCGGACGGCUUGCACGGGAAGCUCCACGAGGUGCAUCGUGCUAUAGGGGAAGUGGUGCUGGGCCAGCGAAACACCGACCUGCUUGUGCAACAGAUAGAACGGCGGCAUCUCGCCGGGCCUGUCGGCACAGAAGCGGCAACAGGUAAUGGUAGGGGAGAAGGUGUUGCUCAAUCAACGGCGCCUCUCCCCGACACAUGCGCCUCGCCCUCUGCACGCCAUGACGGUGGCGCCUCCCUUGCAGCUGCGACACACGCGGCUACAACAGUCGCGCCUGUCGCGUUGCCAUCAAGCGCACAACUAGCCGAGCAGGUGAGCACUCUGCGAGCUCUGCUAAAUCAGCUCACCACCAACAUCUUUGCCGCCGAUCGCCUUGGCGCCGUGAUCGAUCGCAUGGCAGCAUCCGGAAUCGACAAGGAUAAAGUCGCAGCAAGUGUUCUGCCUUCAGAAAGCCUGUCAAGUCGUGCUAGUCUGCUCCAGCGGCUGCAGCGGCGGUACGCGCUCGGCACCUUCACCGAUGCAGCCGGCGUCACUCGCCUUUCGAGCCAGGUCGUUCGGGUGCACAACGUACCUCUGAACAUGGGUGCCAUGGAGGUGCGAGAGCUUUGUGUUCAGCACGUCUGCACGGGGAAGAACGCCGAUGAGCUGGUGAGCUGCAUGGUGCACCGCAGCACCGACAGCAUACCUGCCGUAGCAGCAGUAGCUGGCCACGCACGCCACCCAGUGCAGGAAGGCGCGGACUCACCCACCGACGCGGCACUUCCUCGAUACUUGUCAAGUAAAGCGACGUCUAAGACUUCUGCCUCGUCCCUUGCCUCCGCAGACGCCGCCGUGCUGGGUGAUCUUCCUCGCGGUGACACAGUGGCUGCAAUCCGCCCAAACACGAAGACCUUUGAGGUGGUGUUCACCUCGGCCGCCGCCGCUGUGCGGGCCCUGCAGGUGCUGAAUGGGAUGUACCUGCGUCCGACGCUACACGAAACGCCUCUGCCACUGGUUGUUGAGCCGGUGGUGUCAGCGGAUGUGCUGGCAGCGCUGAAGGCGUGGGAAGACGAAGCUGCCGCAGCGUCGCAACACCUCACAAGAUAG
This is a messenger RNA of Leishmania major strain Friedlin, 1137 nucleotides long. RefSeq lists its product as hypothetical. The coding region runs from base 1 to 1137 and encodes 378 amino acids. The record is from RefSeq and is a predicted model, not a curated record. The transcript has a single exon. NCBI's taxonomy places the organism in Eukaryota, Euglenozoa, Kinetoplastea, Trypanosomatida, Trypanosomatidae.